Molecule: messenger RNA, 3537 nt
Organism: Ficedula albicollis (Collared flycatcher)
Lineage: Eukaryota; Metazoa; Chordata; Aves; Passeriformes; Muscicapidae
Product: complement decay-accelerating factor
Exons: 15
Coding region: 1482-3173 (563 amino acids)
Source: RefSeq, a predicted model, not a curated record
CAUAUAGACUAAAAAAGUAAUAAAGGAGGGAAGCAAAUACAUGCAGGAAUGUGUUUUUGGGAAGCGGACUGGAAAAGGCAGCUGGAGUUACACCUCCCGAGCCCAUUCACCCCCCUGGACGGCGCAGGGCUCAGCCCCAGAAGGUUUUGGGAGCCGAGGCGGAGUUUCUGCGGGAAUCCCGGAGCAGCCCCAGCAGCUCCAGCGCUGCUUUUGCCGUCGCGUUUUGCCGGACACCUCCCGCCGCCCCAGCCCCGCACCCAGCCCGGCUCGGGCAGCUCUCCGAGCGUGCCCCGGUGCCAGCAGCAGCUGCUGGCGCUGAUUCCGCCGCGGUGGGGAGGGAUGGCAGCCCCAGAUAAAGGCAGCGGCCGUGGGCAGGCACAGAGCCGCUAUCGCGGGGCUCAGCCGCCCGCGGGAGGAGCCGCUGCCCCUCGGCUCUUGGGGCAAAACGGGGCAGAAAAUGCGGGUGCAGAGGGGCAGGGCUGAGCCUGGUGCCCGGGCAGGGGGUACAGAUGUCUCCUGCUCCCUCCUCAAGCAGAAAAGAGCCUGGCUCCAGGGUUCAGCCUGCGAGCAUCGCACCGAGCCGAAGCCGCAGCUCUUGGUUCUGGGAGCCGCUCCCUGCGGGGGCUCGGCAUCCCUGCGGGUCCUUGACAAACUCUUCGCUCCGCCAAACUCUUCACUUCGCCAAUCUCCCUGCCCCGUGCCAAGGUCCCUGCCCUAAGCUAACACAGGAGAAUUCCCCAGAACUGAACGGUGGUUUUGUUUUUUCCUGUUAACAGGUUCCUUUUGCCUUAUGCAGCCGCCAUCCCCAUCCAGGCCAGCGAGCUGUGGAAGUGCAGCCAAGGUACCUCCAUGGAAUUUGUCACCGUGCUCACAAGGAAGUGUUCUAAAGGAAUACGUUAUCCAAGGCGCUGGAGUCCUCCCUUAGGAAAACUCUGCGUCUCCUCGCAAAUGCCUUUGUUACAUCUGCUUGGAGCUUCAAUUGUGUUGGAAAGGAAAAUAAAGUGGAAAUUAAAACAAACAAACGACAAACCAAAAAAACUAAAGUAAAAGAGAUAAGUUUGAGCUUCUCAGCGGAAACAUCGCUGUUUCCUGGAUAGCAAAGGGAAGCAGGAAGGUGCGGGUCGCUGCUGCCGGCUGCCCUUUCCUCGGGCUGCGAGGACACAUUCCCCUUCCUGCCCUUUUCGGUUCGGGUCUUUUCUAUUCCUUCGGGACUUGGCAGCUUUGGAGGACGGAGAUGUUUCCUGGAAGGUGCGGAAUAAGGCGGAGAAGGAGCGGCUGAGCGGGAUGAGGGGGAUGCGCGGCGUGCCUGGCACCGCGUGCUCCACACCCAGCCCCGCUCCCCUCCUGAAAACACUCACGGCUUUCGUCAGAGCCUUCCCGGAGCUCUGCUGAGCUCAGCCCAGCUCAGCCCAGCCCAGCCGGCCGGGAGGGGCGGGCGGGGGCUCCCUAGAGCGCUGCCCGGGUAGUGCCGGGGACCCGCGAUGGGCUCCGGCCGCUGCUCGCUCCUGCUGGUGCUGCUGGUGCUGCUGGUGCUGCCCGGGGCGAGGGGGGACUGCGGGCCGCUGCCGAAUAUCAGCCACGCCGAGCCUCGCGGGGACCUCAAACAGCAGCAGAGCUUCAGUGUGGGCUCCACAGUGACCUUCGGCUGUGUCCCGGGUUACACCAAGCGCCCCCUCCUCUCCGACACCAUCCGGUGCCUGCAGAACUCCCGCUGGUCCAGCCUGCCCGACUUCUGCGGCCGCAGCUGUCCCAGACCUCCAUCUGUGCUAUUUGCUGCCCUAUCACCAGAAGACCAAAGGCAGAAUUUUUAUGCUGUUAAUACCACGGUGAGGUACAUUUGUCGCCAAGGUUUUGAGAACACCACAGACCAGCCCCCCACCAGCACCUGUUUGGACGACUUAACGUGGACAGAAGUUCCUACACUGUGUCAGAGGAAAUCUUGUGGUAUUCCAGCCAAACCAGAGCACGGCCAAGUGUUCCUCAUAAAAGAUCAUCUGCUGGGAGCAACAGCCAAGGUGGUUUGUGACCGUGGGUACAGAUUAAAGGGAGCAUCACCUUCCAUCAGGUGUCUCCUGCAGGGUGACAAAGCUGUCUGGAGUCCUCUUCCAGUUUGUCAAGCUCUUUCCUGUCCCCCUCCUCCAGCCAUUCCCCGGGGGCAGCACAGCGCGAACAGCUCGGGGCAGUUCGCGCUGGGCUCCGUCACACGCUACAGCUGCGAGGCGGGGCUGGAGCUGGUGGGCGAGGCCACCCUGCGCUGCGGGGACAAUGGCACCUGGAGCGGGGCCCCUCCCGCCUGCCGAGUUAAAACGACAGCAGAGACAAACCAAACCAAACCCUCAGAAGAGAAUCCUUAUUGGUUGGCAAGCAUCCUCAUUCCGAGUUGCAUUGUUCCCCCAGUAGCCCUUGGAAUUCUAGCUGGGAUCAUCAUGAGGCGGAAAGAGAGUGAAAAGCACUCUUAUAACGUGAAUUUACAAAAGCACGAGGUGAAGGGGAGGGAUGCAGCAAUGCACCCAGAGGUUACGGAUGAGAAGAAGCAACCCAAACCCUGGAAUUCCUAUUUUUGCCACACAGGGAACUGCCACGUGUGUCCCAGCUGUGAGGAGCAGCUCCACGGUGACCUGGCCCCUCUGUCAGAGCCCACACAGCGCGGCUGCAGCGCCUGCCAGGAGUGGCUGAGCUCCCAAAAACGCCGCACCCACUCGGUGCCCAGCAUCGGUGACGCUGGGGACAGCCAGAGCCCAGCGGGCAGCAGCUCUCCUGCCAAAGCUGUGGAUGUGCUGAGGGGAAAUGGCACAGCAGAAGCUGCUCCGUGGUGGAGCGAGGCAGAGCAGCCCAGGCACCACCAAAGUGACCACAUCUGUCCCAUCUGUGAGAGCUGGCUCCGUGCCCACACUGGCCAGGGUGGCAGCAGUGCUGUGACAGCAGGGCAGUGGCAGGACCAGGGCCUGCAGGGCCCCAUCUGCCCUCCCUGCACGGACCGGCAGCUCCUGGCCCUCGUCCAGGGGGGCACGGCCAGCAGCCCCGUGUGUCCCCUGGCCGGGGAGGGGCCCCCAGCCCACCUGGUGCCCCCGCAGAGCCCCGGCUGCCACGCCUGCCCCGUGUGCUCGGUGCCCACCCACGCUCACCUGUGCCAGCCCAGCGCCUGGCACCCCAUGGAUAAACCCGGGAGCUGAGGAGGGUCUGACGCCGACCCCUGUCAGGAAUUGUGCUCUUGGUGCAAUAAAUCCACCUGAAGCCAAGGCUCUGACUUCACCUGAGCUGGCAAAGAAGCUGAAAAACCAGACAUACUUCAAAUCCACCUCUGUUGUUGAUUUAAUGCCUACUUUCUUGUUUAUUUUUGUGUGGACAAAGUAUUUUCACAGCUCUUAAAGGGAGACUUUAAAAAGUCAGUAAACGUUUCUUUGCACCAGGAAAAUAAUUUCCUCUUUGCACAAUCUUAUAAGAUUUAUUGGUAUUUCUUAGACUACUUUUUUUAAACCGAGGUUCUUUCCUAGUGUUCAGAUACAAGUGCAAAAUUCACAGUAUUUAUAAUAAAAC